AUGCAUGUGGGCGCGAUUCGUGCUGAUCCGCGGAUCCGCAAUGGAAGCUUACCUAAGCAUUAUACUCGUUUUACUGUGCAUGACAGCGCGCCUGGUCAGGUGUAUGAUAUCUCAAUGACUUCUCUUAAAAGCCCAUAUUUUCGCCUUCAUGAUCUCACCGAUGGCCAUCAAGAUACCGUCAAUUGCAUGGCUUUCUCACCUUCGGGGAAUUACAUAGCCAGUGGUGGGGAUGAUGCGAAACUUGUUAUAUGGGAUGUAAUGAAAGGUAUUUCUUUGUGCCAAGUAACGAUGAACAGUCCAGUGCUCUCGUUAGCUUGGGAUCCCAGGAGGCGUGGUGCGCUCGUGUUUGGCUGUGAGGAUGGUGUAGCAGGUUUUAUAAAUGAUUUUAAGAGUAAGGCUGGCAGUCAAAAGAUCCUCUUUGGUACAGAGGCUCCGGUAUAUUGUCUCGCAUUCGAUGCUUCCCAUGGCACCCUCGCUGCCGGAGUAGGUCCUGAAGUGCAUAUUGCUCGAGAUAUAUCGCACGAAAGAUACGCUACUUACAAUCUUCUCCCAAAGCCGGGAAAAUUCAACGAAGAACGUAGUGACAACCGAAUCAGGCCACGGUCAUUGCAUUUUUUGAAAUAUGGAGCUCGACUCGUUGUAUCGUACUUAAAUCAUGGGGUGAUUUGCUGGGAUGUCGAUAGUCAUGCGCGCCUUUGGCAGAUUGAACCUGAACACGACCACGGUUACAUUGCACGAGUACCUCCCGUAAAUAGCGGUUUUUCAGCAUUGUCGCCCAACUGUCGGACUUUAUUGCUGUCAAAUCUUUCAGGAGCAAUCGAACUUUACCCUCUGGGACAAUCCAAGUUAAAGCAAUCUUUCAAAUAUGUUUCUGACGCUACUAGGAAUGUACCGCUUGAAGUUGCGUUUACCCACAAUGGUCAAGUCGUCCUAUCUGGUGCCCCCCGUGGAAACGUACCCCUUUGGGAAACUAAGACGGGAGACCUUAUUCAAACUCUCACUCAUGAAGAUGACUUGAUUCAGAUUAUUUGUGCUAAACAAUAUCGGACCACUGGUUACAUUGCUGCCGCUGCCGCUGAAAAAAGCGAGUCAACUUACAUCAGAAUAUGGAAAGCACAGCUCACUUCGGAUGCCCGGGAGUCAUUGCUUGAUUCAUUGACAAGCACAUGGAAAUUCUACAUCUAUGCCAAUGUCGAGGAAAAUGUUCGAGAGCUCCAGUUUUAUAUCUUGGGAGGUAUUGCUCUCAUCGUGGCCACGUAUGCGUUCUAUCGCGACAGCACCUCUAUGGAAGUGAAAUUACAACUGCUAGUAUGUAUGCCUCUACGCCUAUAUGCCACCCAUUAA
This is a messenger RNA of Serpula lacrymans var. lacrymans S7.9, 1344 nucleotides long. RefSeq lists its product as uncharacterized. Lineage: Eukaryota; Fungi; Basidiomycota; Agaricomycetes; Boletales; Serpulaceae. The transcript is spliced from 9 exons. The record is from RefSeq and is a predicted model, not a curated record. Gene Ontology annotation, molecular function: protein binding. The coding region runs from base 1 to 1344 and encodes 447 amino acids.